Molecule: messenger RNA, 1380 nt
Organism: Arxiozyma heterogenica
Lineage: Eukaryota; Fungi; Ascomycota; Saccharomycetes; Saccharomycetales; Saccharomycetaceae
Gene: KES1
Product: oxysterol-binding protein KES1
Exons: 1
Coding region: 1-1380 (459 amino acids)
Cellular component (GO): intracellular membrane-bounded organelle; membrane; cytosol
Molecular function (GO): oxysterol binding
Source: RefSeq, a predicted model, not a curated record
AUGUCUCAAUAUGCUAGUAGUUCUACAUGGACUUCAUUUUUGAAGUCAAUUGCAUCCUUCAAUGGUGAUUUAUCUUCUUUAACUGCUCCCCCAUUUAUUCUAGCUCCAAUCUCUUUAACAGAAUUCUCUCAAUAUUGGGCUGAACACCCAGAUUUGUUUUUGAAUCCUUCUUUUGUUGAUGAUACAAAUUUUAAAGAUUAUGUUAAAGAUUUAGAUGAAAAUGUUGAAUCUCCAGAAAUUGCAAGAAUGCUUCUAGUUACCAAAUGGUUCAUUUCAACUUUGAAAUCCCAAUACUGUUCAAGAAAUGAAACUAUGGGUUCUGAAAAGAAGCCUUUAAACCCAUUUUUAGGUGAAUUGUUUGUUGGUAAGUGGGAAAAUAAAGUUAAUCCAGCUUUUGGUGAGACUGUCCUUUUAAGUGAACAGGUCUCUCAUCAUCCUCCAGUCACUGCAUACACUAUCUUCAAUGACAAAAAUAACAUCAAAUUACAAGGUUAUAAUCAAGUUAAAGCUUCUUUCACAAAAUCUUUAAUGUUGACCGUUAAACAAUACGGUCAUACUAUCUUGAACGUGAAGGGUGAGCACUAUUUAAUGACUCCACCGCCUUUACAUAUCGAAGGGAUCUUAAUGGCAUCUCCAUUUGUUGAAUUAGAUGGUAAAUCAUACAUUCAAGGUUCAAAUGAUCUAUUCACCGUCAUCGAAUUCUCUGGUAGAGGUUAUUUCUCCGGUAAGAAGAAUUCCUUCAAGGCUAAAAUCUAUCAAAACUCUGAUGAUUGGUCAAGUAAGAGUAAAGAUCCAAUAUAUACCAUUUCUGGUCAAUGGUCUGGUCAAUCUACUUUGGUUAAAAACUUACCAAAUGGCAAAAAGACUGAUCCUGUGUUAUUCUAUGAUGCUGAAAAGUGUGUUGCCGAACAUUUAUACGUUAAGCCAAUUGAAGAUCAACAUCCUUUAGAAUCCAGAAAGGCUUGGUUACCUACUGCAGAAGCCAUCAAAGCUAAUGAUUUUGAAGGCAUUUCAAAGGCAAAAACUGAAUUAGAAGAAAGCCAAAGAGAAUUAAGAAGACAAGAAGAAGCUAAGGGUAUUAGCUGGCAAAGACGUUGGUUUAGUGAUGUCGAUUACUCUGACGAUGUAAAUAAUAAAAAUGAAAACAAUGACGAAAAUACAAACAAUGAUGAUGAAAGCAACAAAAAUGAUCAUGUUAAAGAACGUCCACAACCUGAUGAUAUUUUCAUUAAAUUGGCAUCCAAAUUCAAUCUAUCGACUAAGAAUGUCCCAAGUGGAACUUUGAUAGGCGAUAAAGAAGAUAAGAAGGAAGGUUUACAAUCUAUUCACUGGAGAUUUAAGAGAGAGUUAUGGGACAAUGAACAAGAAAUUGUUUUGUAA